UUCAGACAGCCCGCGCGAAGCUUACGGGAGGAUUUGGGGGAUUUAUGAGCCCGUGGACACGGUGAAGGAGAAGCUGAGCUAAAGCACGCCGGGCGCACAGACAGAACCAGUACCUGCAACUGACUGAAGACACUAUGCAGCAACUGAUGGUGAAAUCUGUAGUUAGGACAACACAAUGAAAUCUUGGACUGCUGUUUUUAGCCACAUUCCACAGUAACCCUUAUGCUUUCAACAAAUACACCUUUGACUCAUUCACUUGCACUGGCGUUUUCUAUUUUGUGCUUAAAACAUGAGUUAGGGCAUUGCAAAAACUAUUUAAGGUGUAGCUUUCUUUUUUAUUCUCAGACACAGUCAUUAUCUCUUGGUGAAAAACUCUUACCUGCAGAGAUGUAUUCUGAAUGCUUAACCGAGUGACAGCAUAUGCACAUGCACAGGGAACGCUGCCAGUACUGCCAGUGACACGGCCCUGGCUUCACAUGACUUGUCUGGGAGGGGACAGCCAACUCCUGCCUGGAAACACACCCCCGACUCCUUUGCCUAAACCCUCAUAAAGUUUCCACAGCAGUAGUGAAAGGUGAGGAGUUGAACUCUGGGCUCUGGAUGAACACAAAGGACCUCUCCUAGGCUACACUUAGCAGGAGGUAAGCAACGAGUGGGCAGCCAGAGCUCAGGGGCGUAGCAGCUGGAAAAUAUAUGGUUGAAACUCUGAAGAAAUAAUUAAAAGGCAAUGUCAUAUGUACAUUUAAAAUAGGAACUGUAGUUGCCUUCAGAUCUGUGCACUGCUUGGCAUAGUAGGAGCCCCACCAGACACAUCUAGUCUUGUCUCUCUCCAUACAGCGUGGCUGAUAUGCAACUUCAGGGGUGACCAGUGCAUUCCCCCUUUCUGACAAGCUGCAAGAGGAGUACUCCCAGGAGGCCUGCUAUCAUCAUAAAGAUGGAGAGAGACUCUGGAUACUCCACCAUGGCUGCACAGCAGAAACAGGAAGAGAAGCUCCGGGAUGCCGUGAAGACCUCUGCCAUGGUCCUUGGUACAGGCCUGCUCGUAUUCACUGCCUUCAUGAACUCUGCUUCUUGGUGCCUACAGAAGAUCUGGGAGACUUCAGGCAAUUUCUGGCAAACAGCAUGGCUAAAGCUUUACAACCUGUUUGAGGGAAGGGAAUGGUCACUCUUCCUCUUUGGGGCUGCGUUGGUUCCUAGCCUUGCUUUCUGGUGCUUCAAUGGAAUCCUUAUGGUGGCUGAUGUAACAGGAAAGCCGACUUUCAUUACUCGGUAUCGCAUUCAGCUGGGCAAGAAUGAUCCUGUGGACAUAAAAAAAUUGCGACAAGCCAUCUACACAGCACUGUUUAAUCAGUUCUUUAUCUCCUUGCCCAUGCUUGUGCCCAUGUUCUAUGUCAUGAAAUGGUGGGGCAACACCUUCAGCAAGGAAUUACCCACCUUCCAGUGGUUUCUUGUUGAGCUGAGCAUCUUUACCAUAACUGAGGAAAUUCUCUUCUAUUAUUCACACAGGCUUGUUCAUCUCCCCCUCCUGUACAAGCACAUUCACAAGAAGCACCACGAAUGGACAGCCCCCAUUGGCGUGGUCUCCAUUUAUGCUCACCCAUUAGAGCACAUACUCUCCAACACGUUGCCUGUCAUGACUGGCCCGAUGAUCAUGGGGUCUCACAUUGUUUCAAUCGCAGCGUGGUUCUCCCUUGCUCUUGUAACAACCAGCAUUUCGCACUGCGGCUACCACCUGCCCUUCCUGCCGUCGCCGGAGUUCCACGACUUCCACCACCUCAAGUUCAACCAGUGUUACGGAGUCCUGGGAGUACUGGAUUAUCUGCAUGGAACAGACACGGUGUUCAGACAAACCAAAGCCUACGAGAGGCACAGGGUCCUCCUCAGCCUCACACCUCUCUCAGAAAGCAUCCCGGAGACACCCAAGAGGGCAGAGUGACCUCCAACCCUGCAGCCUGCGCAUUCUUGCAGAGCCCAGUGACAAGGAGAGCUAGAGACAAUUUAUGCCAAAUAGUACCUUAAUUGGGAAACAAGUCACUGGUCACGAGUAACAGUUGCCAAAACUGAACUGCAACAUGCCACUUGAGAUGACCACAGUCACCGCCUGUUAUUUUCUACUUAAGGUGUGAAAAAACUGCUCUAGAAAGCUAUUUUUAAACUUGUAUUGUUUCCUGGUUCUAGCCGCCUGCACAUAAGCCACACAGUUUUGGGGGUUACUGAAUCCUCAGUAAGGUUAUAAUAGAUCACAUUUUGGCCUCUCUCAGCAGCAUUCUAUAGACAUACCAGCAAGAUCGCUACGACUACAUACUAUAGGAAUUAGAACCACUGUUCUUCUGACACUUAACUUUACCCAACCUCAGGCAGCCUUGGGUGUGGGAUGAUUUGUCCUGCAACCCCAUAAAAAGUCAGUGAAGCCAUGGCUUUAGAAACGUUCCCUUACACACACAACACAGGCCUGAUUUGCCCUCAGCAGUUUUUCAUUAUGCAAUUUUAAGUACAUCUGAGGUUGGGGCUGUCUCGUCCUCGUGGCCACUCCACAAACCAACACAAACAGCACUCACACCUUUAUGCAGAUCCGCAAGUACUUAUACAAUAAAAACCAAGACAUGCUGCACUUUUUUUUGUAGAGCUGACCUGCUCUGCACUUACCUGCUGUCAGCCCCUGGAAGCCAACUCUCUUCCUCCACCCUCCUCCAGUUCCUUCAACCGUACCUGCAUCGACCCAGCCCAUCCGUACAACCCACAGCCCUCUGGGGAGGGCACAUCAGUUAGCAGAACAGACAACCCAGACUGCACUGUCUUUUGAAGUUUUUAUUUUUAUACAUUUUUUUUUGUAUUAAAAAGGAAAAAGCAUAAUUACCACAAAUUACAAAGGACUAAAGCAUUACUAGAAUAAUGAAUCACAUCAGCCUAGAAAGCAGAUACUCUGAAUAAUAUUAAUGUUAUAAUACAAGCUCUCAUUCAAGUAUUUUACAUUUGUCUCUUUUCCUUUUAUAUGUGAUGAUGAUCCUAGCACAUGGGUCAAAGAUUAUGUACUAUCGACAGAAGAUGGAUCAUGUACAGCGGGCCAUAUUAACAAGAUUUUCCUCCCAAGUGAUAAAUGGUCUGUGAUGAGUCAUUUUAAGUUUGUCUCUACGAUAAAUGCAGCUGAAGAAGGUUGCACACACUUUCUAGUUUUGGGAACAGAAGGCUGAGGUUGGGACACACACAGUUUGAGAAGGGCCAGCACAUUGAACCAUCACCCCUGUUGCUCCAGGCGAGCUACCGAAGGCCGAGCUCUAACCCACACCACCCGAGCAGCUCGGAGCACACCGGCACCAGCGCUUGCUUCCGAGUCACAGAUCUGAGGAUUUCCAACCCCAACGGGAACGGGCCAGGCUGGGAGAGGAAGGGGGGCGCGGGGCUGGCUGCUGUCCCUGCAGGCACACGAAGCUUGGGGGGACCAAGGGCUGCCAAACCCCAUCCCAGCAUGGGUGUCGCCGUCCCCAGCCAGCCCACGUGCGGGGCUGACGAGGUGGAGAUGGGGACAGGAGAGGGAGCCAGAGGGACAGCACGGGGGACUCUGGGGUUAGCCCGAGCACUGCAAGGGGGUGGCUGGCACCCGGGCCGGUCCACGCUCUUCUGGAGCUUCCCACCGAGGGGAUGUGCUUGUCACAGAUACAUCGGUCCUAUGUUCAAGUGUCUGCAGAAAGUGAAACUGUAAACUACUCAUUGAAACACUGCCCUCCAUCCAUCCACCCACUCCACGCCACUGAGAUGAAAAUUUUCAUUUAGAGGAAAAAAAAUAAGUCAGUGAGGCAUUUAACAUCAAGUGUAGCAACCCUCUCUUAAGAAGAGCCUAGCAUCCAUUUCAAAACAGUGACAAAGUGACAUAACCAGUCUCAGAGGAGAGACAGGAGAAAAGAAGCAUUGCAAACACAGCUUGCUACAUUUACAGUUUUCCUUUUUUUUUCUUUUUUUCUUUUUUUUUUUUUUUCCUUUUGUUAAAAUAACUGGAAAGGCAUUAACAGCUAAAAGGCCCCCUCUCCACGCCACGACGCUGAGCGUGCAGACACGUGGCAGGACACCGAGGUUAACGCCUCAUCCCGUACAGUACAGGCGACCAGGCCGAAGCAAAACGAGCAGUUGCCAAAACUCGAUGGAGCCCAGGGGCUGCAGUGAAAGGCUGCCGACGGGGAGGGGUCCGAGGGACACAGCAGGGAGAGGGGCAGACAAAAGCAAAUGGAGCAGCAGCAUUAUUAUUAUCUUUUUUUUUUCCUUUUUCAAAUGAGCGUGGCUAAGCAACAAAGCCUCCUCUGAAACACACCAUCCACCUCCACCACUGACCCGCGCCAGAGGCCUGGACCUGUCCCAGGUGCCUGUGCCCCAAAGGGGGGCAGAUAUACAGGACCUUGGCGAGGAGAGGGCUCGCACAGCAGCCGGGGGGAGACAAGACACACUCCCCCGGCUGCCCCAAACUUUCUGCCGGCAGCCAAGGCUCCCUCUGGUCAUGCCGGUGGCUGGGCACCAGCCUGGUGCUGCCACCACGAGCUGCGCAGCAGGCCAGCGAGUGGCGUUUUGCAGUCACGGCGAUAAGCGUGCCUGAUCACCCAGGCCAUUAAAAUUAAAAAAAAAAAUAAUAAUAAUCAUGAAAUACGAUUGUGGCGAAGCAUCCAAGCUAAAAGCAAGGCCAAAUUCCUUCCUCAGCAGGAGGGCAAAGCUUCCUCAAAAGCCAAACCCCUCUCCGGACAGCCGCCCGCCUUCCCCGGGGGCGCAGUGCGGCAAGCCGCGUGCGCUGCCCGAUGUAUGGCCCCGGCACGUUUUGUGAGGGAGGCGAAACACCUCUGCAGCCCCACAGCCCGGCCCUGACCACACCACAGCAGUCCCAGCCCCACGAGGUGUCCGUGUGCCUCAGGGCACAGAGGGGCUCACUCACGGAGCCAGCCCUGUGUGGGGCUGGGCCUGGUGGGCACCGCGGCCCUGCUCGGUGGCGGCCUGCAGGCCCCGCUGCCCCGGGAGCCAGCUACAGCUGCCUGGGGCUGCUUCUUUCCCUUCUUUCCAUCUCCCCUUCGCUCCCCGCAGACGCUGCUGUCCCACAGAGGACAGAACAAGGCGCACGGCAGCACGUGGCCGCUAACCGAGCCCGCUGGCACACAAACCCGGCCGGCAGCGCCGACAGGCGCUUCCCAGGGCCCUGAGCCACACUGAUGCAACAAACCACUGACUAUAAGGGGGGGAAAAGGUCUUCUGUGCCAAGACUAUGAAGUCUUAGCCUUAGAAAUUAAAGGAAGAAUAAUUUAAAAUCAAUUCGGGGUUUGGGAAAUUCUCUGGGACGUUUCUUAGCCUUUUCUACCACCCCAGCAAUUCCCCAGUCUGCUCCACAAGGACCACCUCCGCAGCAGGAGCUCGCUUCUCCUGGUUUCCUAUUUUGUUUGCUGCUCAAAAGCAGACAACUGGCUUCCAAAGAGAACAUGCACCAACGAGAAGAAUACAGGGAACACAGCAGCAAGGACCACCUGUGGCACAUUCGAACCCGCUUCCACUUGCAAACGACCAGCAAAACAUCUCCAACGUCCUCGGCCAACCCCCGGGUUCAGCCUCCGAGGCGCCUCCUUCCCAAAUCAGGGUCGAACCCUGCCACGUCCGUAACGUUAGAGAUCUGACUCUGGCUCACAAGAGAAGAGAAAUUUGGAGGUAACAGUCAAGGCCGCAGCGCUGUACAGACAUUACUUGCCAGUCCGGCCUAGGUACCGCUCCGAGCCCCCGGAGCGCUGCUGCGGAUACGGAGCACGCCGAUGGCUUGGGCACCUUCAUGCCCUGAACGGGGCCUCCGAGCGGUACCGAGCUGCAGGAUGGCGUGGUAGUGGCAGACGGACCAGAACAGGAUCACACUAGGAGGAAAUGGCAAAGUAGCAGCUACCCAGCCUCACUCAAACCCAAGCUGUGCUUUCAGUUACUAGCAGCAGGUCACGAAGCUGCUCCACGCGGCCCAGCCCCGCUCCUCCCUUCCCACCUGCCGGAGCAGCACGUUUGGUGCAGAGGCAGUUCGGGAAGGUGCUAACAGGGCCCAGCAAGCAUCCACAGCCACCCCUGAACUCCGGCUCCCCGCUGGCCGCUCUGGCCAACGUGCCCGCGCUCAACACCCCGAUUUCUGCUCCCAGCUCCCGGCUGCUCUUGCGAUGACUCUGCUCAACGCGAUGAGCUGCAUCUUCCUGUAGCCACCAUGCGCAGGAGCACGCUCGUGGUAUGUGAGGACAGCACGCCGGAGCCACGACCGAGCCAACACUGCACAGCACGCAUCCCGACCCAGGAGACAGCACAGCAGCAGCAGCGAGGCCAGCACAGCUCGCUGAAGAGGAGCUUCCACCCUCGCAGCAGGGACACGGCCUCCCAGCGCUGCUUCUGGACCCUGGGUGCAGAUUUCACCCUGGCACUUGCCCCCAGCCACGCGCUUUCGGGGGAGCGCAGCUCAGGAGGGAUUUGCCGGCCGAAGCCCACCUGGUGCCGCACGGAGGAGCCCAGGACACGGCGCAGCAGCUCUGCGGGCACCCCCUCGCCUCAGCCGAGCAAGGGGCAGCAGCAGGGCGUUGUCACAGCCCUCGGAGGGCUCAGCGCAGCCUCCCGCUGAGAUGAGAUGCGCCAUGAACCCCAGGCAGGAGGUCCCCGCUGGGACCCCGAGCGAGUGCCACCAGCAGCGCCCCAGCCACGGGAGCCGCACCGUUCAUCGGGCUACAGACACGGCAAGGAGUCCCUCGGGUGCCCGCUGGACGUCCCUGCUCGCCCCCCGAGGCUGCCCGCAGGAGGCUGAGCGAGGCCCCGAACACAGUCACCAUCGCGGGGAGGAUGCUACAACGGUAUAUACACAACGGAGCGGCUUCAACUACGUCCCGAGCACAAGUCUUGGAUUUGACAGCCCUCAGCACCUUCCCCUGCAGGAGCAGGGCCGGUGGGGGUUCUCCACAGCAGGGUGCAUCUGAGCGAGGUCCGAGCGAGCGCGGGGCGGAGGAGAGGCCGCGGGGAAGCUCGGCCCGGCAGCGGGGCCGUGAGGAGUCUCUGGGGGGGCGGGCAGAGCGCCCGGCGCACCCCGGGGCGCAGGAAGCCAGCGAGCCUCCCUGUUCCAGCUCCACCGUAAGGCAACUUUUUUUUUGUUCUGUUUUUUUUUUUGUUGUUGUUGUUUUCUUUUUUCUUUUUUGUAUUUUUUUUGUGUUUUUUCGUUUUUUUCUUCAAUUAAUAUUUCCAAGGAAGAAAGCAAAGGGAGAUGUGUCUUUUCAAAGUUUGUUUUGUUUUAGGGGGUUUUGUGUUUUGUUUUUUUUUUUUCUUGGUUGUUUCAUUUUUCCAAGGGAAAAGGAACAGAAAGCCUCCUUCGGCAAAGUCCUGUCUUUGCGUGCGACGAGCAGCCCUGGGGAGGCGGGUGCACUGUCCACGCAGGCUCGAGUCCACCAGGCGCCUGCCGGUCCCCCCCCAAGCCGUCCUCGCAGGAAGGAGUCAGAACAAACCCAUCCUUGGCAAAGGUCCUUUGGUUGAUUCAAAACGUCCGUGAUGGAAGGGAGAGGCGGGCGGAGGGAGAGCCAGACCCCCGGGAAGGAUGGAGGCGAAGACGCCGGGGAGGAGGAGGGGCCGGGAGGACGAAGAGGGCUGCGUUCCUUUUGCGGCGGUCGGCGUCGGCGAGGCAGCGCCGUGCGUGGAAUGGGAGCCGCCAGCCGGGGCACGGGGAUCAGAGGCUGCGCAGCGCCGCGACACGCUGCGGCUUCGGUCCCCGGCGGGGAACCUCGCUCCUCCCAGCUUCCUGAUCGGGCUGCCAGCGGUCCGAGGGGGGGGACACAGGGGGGAGUCGUCGGGGCCGCAGAGAGCAGACUUGUUUUGGUAAAUCUGGACGAACUUCUAGCAAUAAUUUAAAACUUGAUAUAUAUAUAUAAUAAUAAAAAAAUCUCCCCUUUCCAACCCAGCCAGAACAUUUUUUUUUUUUUUUAAAGAGACACUAAGACAUGAGUGUGUGCACAAGAGGGAAGGGGGCGGUAAAGAAAAGCAGAGGGUGGGGCUGGUGGGGGUAGGUCUGGCUCUGGUCAGGUUUGUAAUAGCAAAACGGUGUUUUAGAUGCGGAUCGUCUUUGCUUUCCAGCCACAAGAGAAAAAAUCGUGUGCGUUGAAGUUUCUCCCCAGCAGCCUAUUCCUGGGCACCCACAUUCCAGCUCCCUUCCUGUCCCACCCCUCGGGUCUCCCCUUCUCCGAGCCAGCCCCCCACCAACCCACCCCGUCUCCCGGCGGGAAGCAGAAGCUGCAGCCCCUCUACUUCCCCACUGUCUGCAAUUCUGCGGCUGCAGGGGCAGGGACUUGCUGGCUCAGGUUUUUGGCAUCCUCUUGUGCAGGCUGGCUGGGCGAGGCGUGGGCUUGGCUGGCUGGGCACUGGCUGACCGUUUUGCUGGAAGACUGGGACGGGUAGCGCUUCCUGCCGUCUCCCCCCGAUGUCGCCGGGUAUCUCUU
Messenger RNA from Cygnus olor (mute swan), 8456 nucleotides. RefSeq names its product fatty acid hydroxylase domain containing 2 (gene FAXDC2). Gene Ontology annotation, biological process: sterol biosynthetic process. Bases 935 to 1936 code for a protein of 333 amino acids. Gene Ontology annotation, molecular function: C-4 methylsterol oxidase activity; iron ion binding. The transcript has 11 exons. The record is from RefSeq and is a predicted model, not a curated record. Lineage: Eukaryota; Metazoa; Chordata; Aves; Anseriformes; Anatidae.